AUGAAGAUAUUAAUCACGGGCGCAGGCGGCUUCAUAGGCCAGCUGCUCGCAACACAUCUCUUAGAACAAGACGGCAUUGAAGUUGUCCUUGCCGACAUCGUGGAACCGCCUGUCCCAACAAAAGCCAAGCAUCGCGAAAAUGCUCAUUGUUUGGAGGUUGACAUAUUCGCAUCUCCCGAGGCAGUGCUUUUCAGAGACCUUAACGCAAUCUAUGCCUUCCACGGAAUCAUGUCGGCUGGCAGCGAAGCAAACUUUGAUCUGGGAUACCAAGUCAAUCUAUACAGUAACCUCAAACUUCUCGAUGCUAUCCGCCGAGUGUGCCCUGGUGUCAGAUUGAUCUUCAGCUCGAGCGUGGCCAUCUUCGGACAACCUCUUCCGGAACUACCGAACGAGACAACAUAUCCCACCCCACAGAGCUGCUACGGUAUCCAGAAGGCUAUAGUAGAACUCGCCAUCAAUGACUACACACGACGAGGCUUCAUCAACGGCUUCACGUUGCGGCUCCCCACCAUCUCGCCUCGGGCGGGCAAAGCGACGCAGGCCGCGAGCAAUUGGGUCAGCGGCAUCAUUCGCGAGCCUCUGCAGGGCCUAGAGAGCGAAUUACCCGUUGACGACGAUUUCCGAGUGUGGAUCUCCUCGCCGACCACCCUGGCCAAGAACCUUAUUCAUGUCCUCACGUUGCCUCGAGAUUGUCUCCCGUCGCAUAUCCGACAGAUUCAAUUACCCGGGAUCACCGUCACGUCCAAGGAGAUGCUUUCUGCGCUAGGUGAGGUGGGAGGAAGCGAUGCCACCGAUCUCGUCAAGCGCACGACGCCGAGCCCGGAGAUCUCUGCCAUUCUGCAUAGCUGGCCGCCGGCCUUGGAUGAUACUAAGGCCCGUGAGCUGGGCUUCGUUGCGGACCAGAGCUUUCUCGAGACGGUGAAGGAGUUUGCGGCAGCUUUGAAAAGUUGA
Messenger RNA from Dissoconium aciculare CBS 342.82, 951 nucleotides. RefSeq names its product NAD(P)-binding protein. NCBI's taxonomy places the organism in Eukaryota, Fungi, Ascomycota, Dothideomycetes, Mycosphaerellales, Dissoconiaceae. Bases 1 to 951 code for a protein of 316 amino acids. The record is from RefSeq and is a predicted model, not a curated record. The transcript has a single exon.